Molecule: messenger RNA, 411 nt
Organism: Tribolium madens (black flour beetle)
Lineage: Eukaryota; Metazoa; Arthropoda; Insecta; Coleoptera; Tenebrionidae
Exons: 2
Source: RefSeq, a predicted model, not a curated record
AUGAAGACGAAAAGUGUGAUUUUAGUGAUUUUGGCUCUUUUAGGGCCAUGCAUUUGGGCUCGGCCCCCAAAACGCCCCUCUCACGUCAAGCCCCGCCCCCACGACCACUCCAAAUGUCACUACGUCGUAUUAACAGAAGAUGAGAGUGACAGUAGCAGUGACAGUGAUGAUUUUCCCGACAACGAAGUGCCAAUCGUGGCCACUGCUUUCCCUCCGAAACACAUCUAUGACCCAUUUUUGGACACAGAAGUCCCAGAUGGGCCCUAUUUUAACCCAAACCGAAUUGUUGAUUUUAUCGGAAUUAAACACCGGUUCUCAAACGAAUCAAAUUUGGCCUUUCCGCCGUAUGCCAAUAUCGCAAGGAGAAAAUCAACAAAGAAGAAUAAAAAAAGAAAUUUGAAAAAACACAAC